This is a messenger RNA of Rhipicephalus sanguineus (brown dog tick), 1806 nucleotides long. It is a transcript of the gene PQBP1, whose product is annotated as polyglutamine-binding protein 1. Gene Ontology annotation, biological process: alternative mRNA splicing, via spliceosome. Gene Ontology annotation, cellular component: cytoplasm; nuclear body. Bases 164 to 991 code for a protein of 275 amino acids. Gene Ontology annotation, molecular function: protein binding; ribonucleoprotein complex binding. Lineage: Eukaryota; Metazoa; Arthropoda; Arachnida; Ixodida; Ixodidae. The transcript is spliced from 7 exons. The record is from RefSeq and is a predicted model, not a curated record.
GGAGAGCGCAUGGGCGAGCGCGUAGCAAGCGGUAGUUUCUAGUAUCGGUGUUUCGAAGUUGAUUCUUUCUGUGGUGUGCUCUGGCGGUGCGACGUGUGGUGCGGCUUUUCGAUAAACUGCUGUUAUUUGUUCUCAUAGCCAUUGAUCUUGAAUAGGUAGCCUGAUGCCUCUCCCGCCGGCCCUCCUAGCAAGAUUAAAGAAGCGGGGGAUUGUAAAAGCCAGCGAAGCCGAACCGUCGGCAGCUGAUCAGCCAGAGGAAGAGGUCAUUGCUGAAGACUACGAUGACAUCAUUCGACCUGCGGGAGGUGGCGAGACACGUGUAGGCGGGCCCAUCCCAGGAUGCCCCAACAAGUGGAACUUGUACCAUGAAUGCAGUGCAUUCUGUCAAAAGCACUGGGGUGCUGGCAAGCUGAAGGAGUCACCUCACACCGAGCGCAAGCGCUUGCGUAUGCUGCGAAAGUACCCGCUGCCAGAGGGCUGGUGUGAGCUGUAUGAUCCUGGCACGGGCAGGCACUACUACUGGAGGGAAGGGAGCGAGGAUGUCACCUGGAUGCCACCUCGGCACCCAAGGGCAAAGAUUUCAUUGCCAGCCGAGAAGCUCAGAGAACUCAUAUCGGAUGCAGAUGAUGGUCAGGAACUCGACAGUGCUGGCUCAGAAGAAGACAUGCUAGAUGAAGAUGAGGUUCCCCUUCCACCUCGGCGCUCUCGUGAGUCUGCAAGCUCUAAAGGAUCAUCACAUGGCCGUUCUGACCGUCGUGGUGACCGAUCACGCAGCAAUGACCUUGACCCCAUGGAUCCUGCUGCAUACUCGGAUGUUCCACGAGGGAAGUGGUCUACAGGCCUGGAGAAAAGCAAUGAAGCCAAGACAGGGGCUGACACGACUGCAAGUGGGCCACUUUACCAGAUGCGCCCAUACCCCAGUCCCGGUGCUGUCCUUCGCCUUAAUGCUGGAAACCGCCGGAAGCAAUCUGAUGACGAAGAGGAUGACUAGUUGAAACACUGUAAAUUUCUUUCUCCAUCAGUUUGCUCAGUCCCAUUGAUUUCAUGCCCUUCAACAAGCCAUAAAUAUUCCUCUUUUCUAAGUCACUGCAUUUGGUUUCACUUGAGUAGGAACUGUAAAUUUAGUAUUCAGUACAAAUAGACUCUCCUGCAGGCAUCAUAAUCUAUGCAUUCUGUCCCAGUUCAAAAUGGGUAUCUGCCAAAAAAUGUCAUCCAUGUAGUUCAAAUUACCAGCCACCCCAAGAAAUGGAAUAUGUUUGCAUGACUGGCAACAACAUGAACCAAAAGUUAGUUUUGGUACCAUAUUAAUAUUGCAUGCUAGAACAGCAUUGGAAUGGCAGAAAGAAAAGUGAUGCCACCACUGUGGAAUGGUUGCAAUUGUCUUGUGAACUUAUCCGUAUGUUAUGUUUAAAGGCAACUGUAUGAAAGGGAUUAAUACCAAGUUGUUGGCCCUGUACGAGGACAACAAACCAUCCUAAAGAACUGUAGUCGGAUGCCUCUGAUGUGGCCAAACUGACAAAGAAUGUAGCCACAAUAUAGAGAGAAUAAAGGAGUCCCCAGGUCCACUGGCAAGUGUUGAGUUUAGAGCAGCAGGUUAUAUUGAGUGCAGGGUCAGUUCAAAACACAUCUUGUAACAUUCUGCACACAUCCAAGCUAUUGGUGCACUGUAUUCCAUGGUUGCCAACACCCAUACACAAGAGACACCUGGAAGGAAGUGGCCACAGCAACGUUGAAGCUUCAUUAGAAAACCUGAAUGCUUUUUUUAAACACCUUGUCACAAUAAAUGACUGUCCAGUCAAGUGUUUG